Molecule: messenger RNA, 1944 nt
Organism: Daucus carota subsp. sativus
Lineage: Eukaryota; Viridiplantae; Streptophyta; Magnoliopsida; Apiales; Apiaceae
Product: protein NUCLEAR FUSION DEFECTIVE 4
Exons: 2
Coding region: 177-1799 (540 amino acids)
Cellular component (GO): membrane
Source: RefSeq, a predicted model, not a curated record
ACCAUUUCCAUUCUAGUCCAAACAUUUGAAUAAAUUAGAAAGUAGUUCAAAUUCUAGUGAUACCUGAGACAAUAGCUUGCAACAUGUUUUUCCAACUCCAAACUAAUUCCCCACACUCUGUUUUCUCAUUUAUUCCCUCAAGCUCCAUCUCUUCUACAUGAAAUUUUGCUCUAAAUAUGUCAACACAAUGGCUUAGUCUAGUAGCCGCUAUGUGGCUUCAAUCCAUAAGUGCCACAAACACAAACUUCCCGGCCUAUUCUUCCCAGCUCAAAAGCCUCCUCUCCAUCUCACAGCUUCAGCUCAACAACUUGGCCUUCGCUUCCGACGCUGGCAAGAUUCUUGCAUGCUUUUCCGGCCUGGCUGCAGCCCAUCUGCCCUUGUGGCUAACCCUCUUCAUAGGCUCAGUUAUCGGAUUUAUUGCUUAUGGUGCACAAUAUAUUAUGUUGGACCUCCUUACUUCACCACCCUAUUCAGUUUUCUUUAUUUUAAGUAUUGUGGCAGGAAAUAGUAUUUGUUGGAUUAAUACUGUUUGCUACAUUCUUAUCAUACAAAAUUUUCCUCUGGAUAUGCAACUUUCUCUGGGCUUAUCGACUAGUUAUCAGGGGUUGAGUGCAAAGAUUUAUGGGGAUAUAGUUGAAGUUGUGUACAAGAAUUCUUCAGCUAGUGAAAAAGCAAGAGGGUAUCUUUUGUUAAAUUCUGUUUUGCCUUUUAUAGUUUGUAUAAUGGUUGCCCCUUUAGUCGCUAGAUCAUCUGAUAAUAUUGGUGAUAGCACAAGUUCAGGUGGUGGCUCAUCUUAUACUUGUAGCAGAAAAUUGUCGACUGGAUUUGUUGUGAUGUUUCUGAUAACCACGGCUACUGGAAUCUUUGCUGUGAUUAGUACUAGUUUGGGUGACUUGAUAUUAAGAUCUAGUACAAGCACUCCGUUGAUUGUAUUGAUUGGUAUCAGUGUUUUGGUUAUUUUCUUUCCAAUUACUGUUCCUCUGGUGGAGAAGAUCAGAGAAAAUGUGCAGCACAAGUGUUGGAUAAGAGAGAGGAGGGUCCGUAGUUUUCCUGCAGAUGAACAGGCAGAAAAUGGGAAUCAGGCUCUCGCUUUGUCUGUAGAAACUGGUGCGGUGAAACAUGGAGACAACAAUGCUGUACAAGUUGAUGAGCAGGAGACGGGACCAUGGUUGAUGAUUAAGAAAUUGGAUUUCUGGAUUUAUUUCUUUGUUUACAUGUUUGGCGCGACAAUUGGGCUGGUUUAUCUGAACAAUUUGGGACAGAUUGUGGAGUCGAGGGGGCACUCCAGAACGACUUCAUUGGUGUCACUUUCAUCUUCCUUUAGUUUCUUUGGGCGUCUAAUUCCAUGUCUGCUCGAAUACUGUUUUACCAGGGCAAGGUACAUGAGUUCAAGAGCCGGAGCAAUGGCAGUGAUGAUGGCACCGAUGACCGGAGCCUUUUUCAUCCUACUUAUAGACAGCAACAUAUGCCUCCAUAUUAGUACAGCUAUUAUAGGUUUAUCCACCGGAGCCAUCUCCUCAAUCGCGGUCUCAGCCACUAGAGAGCUCUUUGGAGCCAAAAGGUUUGGAGUUAACCAUAACAUUGUGAUAAUAAACAUCCCCAUCGGAUCCAUCAUAUUCGGUAGCUUGGCAGCAAUGCUUUACCGGAAAAAUGGAGGCUUUGAUGAUGAUGGAAAGUGCAUGGGCAUGAAAUGUUACAAUACAAGUUUUAUUGUAUGGGGAUCACUGUGUUGUUUAGGGACUUUGUUAGCUGCAAUACUUCACUCCAGAACUAGAAAAUUUUGCUCAUAUGUUAACUGAUCAGGGUUAUAGAUUCUUACUUGUGUCGUCAUUACUCUAUAUGCUAAGCUUAAGCUGUACCACGAGUCUUCCUGUGAAUAAGAUUUUUACCCCUCCUUUCCAUCGAGGUGUAAAAUGAUUGGUAUUUUACAUGAUAGGUAUCCGG